AUGGCCAAGGAAGACACCUGCUUCUCUUCCGGCGCUCUCAAUAUCCGGGACAUUACAGCUUUCGCGCCAUGUGGGGGAUGUAGUUUUACAACUAGUCUUGUUUUCUCUGUGGAGGCUCUCAGCGUGUCCAUAACCCGUGAAGACUUCAUGAAGCUCGUCGGCACAGCAUGUGUCCUGCUGGUGCUUUUGGUGCAUGUGGUGUCCUCGAUCCCUCCGGGCUGCCCGGAGCGCUGUGUGUGUGAUGACCAGCACGUUGUCCAGUGCGCUGAACAAGAUCUCCGCAGAUUCCCAACGGGACUCCCGCUGACCACCCGCCAGCUCAUCCUGUCCAACAACCGCAUCUCUGAGUUACCCGCGUUCGAGCUCAAUUACCUGUCCGACCUCACGUAUCUGGACUGCAGCAAUAAUUCCCUCGCGCACAUAUCUCCAUCCACAUUUGGGAACCUGAGAAAGCUGGCGUAUCUGGACCUGUCCUUCAACUCCUUCUGUAAGAUCGAGGAGCAGACGUUCAGCGCGCUGGAGAGCCUGGUGAUGCUGAGACUGACGGAUAACCGCAGGCUGUCAGAGUUUCACCCUCAGGCUUUCUCGCAUGCCAGUGCUCUUCAGGUGCUGGACAUCAGCAGGAACAACCUGAGCAGCCUCAACGUGAGCUCCCUCGUGGCUCUAGCCGGGCUCCGGGCUCUCGGGCUCAGCGGGAACCCGUGGCUGUGCGCCUGCGACGCGGAGGAGCUCUGCUUAUGGAUGCACACGGACACCUUUAAGUUUCAAG
Messenger RNA from Sinocyclocheilus grahami, 769 nucleotides. Its product is annotated as leucine-rich repeat-containing protein 38-like. The transcript has 2 exons. The record is from RefSeq and is a predicted model, not a curated record. Gene Ontology annotation, molecular function: protein binding. NCBI's taxonomy places the organism in Eukaryota, Metazoa, Chordata, Actinopteri, Cypriniformes, Cyprinidae. The annotation marks the transcript as partial.